AUAAGAUUCAUAAAUUGUAACUAAUAAUUCAUUUAUACUUGAACGUACAUGACUAUCCUUAAGUCAUACAUAUAUGUACUUCAUUACAAUUAGAUAUAUGAGGUCAUAAUAGAAUAAUUAACAAGAAAAGAAGAAUAAUUGAGGUGCUGAUUUGAUUUGUUGUUUUCUAUAAAGACUAACUAAACAUGCACGUUAUCAUUUGUUGAGAAUGCAUAGAAUACAUUACACGUAUAAUUUAAAAUAAAACAAAGUACUCUUACACAAUAUUGGUAAAGUUAUUGUUUAAAAUGCGUGCUGUGCUUAAAACAAUAAAAGUGUUCCUUGUUUUUGUGAAACUAUUGAUAGGGAUAGUAAUAUUUGUACUUUUCUCUGUUGGAUUGGUUGUCCCCGUGUAUUAUUUAUAUUUAAGAAGGAAAUUCAGAACUGAUAAAUUGAAAAAUCUCUCGAGCAAAUUAAAGGUGGGGAUAUUUCAUCCCUACUGUAAUGCUGGAGGCGGCGGGGAAAAGGUUUUGUGGGUAGCAGUACAAGCUCUUCAAAAAAAAUAUCCCAAGGCUGAAUUUUUCAUAUAUACUGGAGAUAUAGAGGUGACUCCCAUAGAAAUCUUAAACAAAGUUAAAAAUAGAUUAAAUGUCAAUCUAGAAAAGGACGUGAAGUUUAUUUAUUUGCAUAGAAGAAAAUGGGUUGAAGCAAAUAUGUAUCCAUAUUUUACUCUGUUAGGACAAGCUUUAGGUUCUAUAUAUUUAGGAUUUGAAGCAUUGAACCAACUAAAUCCAGAUAUAUUUAUUGAAACUACUGGAUUCACUUUUGUUAUACCAAUUUUUAAAUAUAUUGGUGGUUGUAAGACAGGUUGCUACAUUCAUUAUCCAAUAAUUACUGCAGAUAUGUUAAAAAGAGUUUCCAGUAGGCAAGCUAUGUAUAAUAAUAGAGGUAUAAUAGCGAGGAGUCCAAUACUUACUAUGGCAAAAUUAAUAUAUUACCACAUAUUUGCAUGGGCCUACUCUAUGGCAGGCCAGAGCUCCGACAUCAAUAUUGUUAAUUCAACAUUUACUAUGGAACAUUUGAACACCUUAUGGAAUAGACCUAUACAUCUUGUGUAUCCGCCAUGUGAAACUGAUCACUUGAAAAACAUUCCAAAAGAUUCAGUAAGGCCUAAAAAUAUAAGAAUAAUGUCCUUAGCCCAAUUUAGACCAGAAAAAGACCAUCCGUUACAAUUACAAGCUUUGUAUGAAUUAAGAGAAAUAGUUCCUGAAGAAAUAUUUAGUAGCAUAACUCUAGUCUUAUGCGGCAGUUGUAGGAAUGCUGAUGAUAGUCGGAGAGUUAAAGAUUUAAAAGAUUUCAGCAAACACUUGAGUUUAGAAAACAAUGUGGAAUUUAAAGUGAAUGUUUCUUAUGGAGAAUUAUUGGAAGAGUUUAGAAAUUCAUGGAUAGGAAUCCAUACAAUGUUGGAUGAACAUUUUGGCAUAAGUGUAGUUGAACAGAUGGCGGCAGGACUUGUAAUGGUAGCACAUAGAUCUGGUGGACCCUUGUUGGAUAUUAUAGAAACAUCAGAAGGAUCCAGAUUGGGGUUUUUGGCUCAAACACCAGAUGAAUUUGCGCAUAUUAUUAAAUUUAUUCUACAAUUAGAUGACUCUGAAAUUAGUGAAAUUAGGGAAAAAGCUAAAGCUUCAACUGAUCGUUUUAGUAUUCAGAAAUUUAAUGAAGAAUUUCUUAGGGCAAUUGAGCCACUUUUUAAAUAAUAAUCUUGUACUUAAAACUUUCAAUCAUUAUAUACAUUCAAUCAAACCUUAGCAUUUUUUUGAUAAAAAAUUUACAGUACCUGGAAUGAAGGAAAUGGUAGCUUGAUAUGAGGACAUGAUAUCUUGAAGAGUAUUUGAUUUUAAUAUUAUAUUUUAUUUUGUGAGUGGGUACUGUUUAUAUGUCUUGAGGUUGACUGAAUGAGCUAGAUAAGAGUGACCAAUAGUAAUUUCAUUUAAGUUGUAUGUUGUAAGAGAGUUGUAUGAGUCGAAGAAGUUGUUUUCCAUUUCAAGAAGUUUGAAUUGUAAAGAGGUAAGGAGGGUAGGCCAUAUAUUAUGGUUGCUUACUUUGUAUGUGUUGCCUUUUCAUUACCAGAUAUUUCUUUGUGGCUAGGAAACCAGAAGACAUUACAUCAAGAUCCAUUAUUUUCUUUCUUUUAUUUGUGUAGAGAUAGGAUAGUCAGAGGUUACCUACUUUUUGUAGGUUGUGAGGUGUUUAAGGAGUGGGCCAUUAGAAGAAAGAAGAAAAAAUUUGUUUUUGAUAAUGUAAUUAUUCACUUCAUGUGUAGCAAGAGAGAAUUAUAGAUCGUUUCUUUUCUGUUCGUGGCUAAGAAGAAUUUUUUAUUUCAUAAAAAAAUUAAGCUUUGUGAUUCGAGUGAUAAGGAUUAGACUUGCAAAAUGCUGGACUACAGGGAGUAAAGAAAAGCCUCGGGAUUGGAGAAAUAGUAGAGAGAUAUAGAUAAGAGGAACGAUUGAUAAAGAGGACAGUUUGCUUCUUCAGGAUCAAGAAUGGAGAAUGUGCCGGAUGUGCUACAUAGAGGUCUUCUAGACGAGUAACAAGAUGGAGUAGUGGGGAUAUUAAACAAAUAACAUAUUCAGGAAGAAUGUUUAUUGAGCAGGGUUAAAGGCCCAUGAGGUGAAGGUUUGAGUAGUUUUAAGAUAUUAAUGGCGCAUGUUUUUAGGUCGGUAAAACGUCUAUUUCACACACAACGAUUUUGGACAUACUCAGUGCUUAUACAGUUUUGUUCCAUGGGAGGGCGAGUAAUUCGUGGCGCGGGUGCGACAGAGAAGGAAAGCGCCAAUGGCGAAAUUUUUUUUCUGUUAAAGGUCAAAUGCCUUUAAAUAUGUUUUUAUUACGAAUUAUCAGUUUUUUUGUUAGAAUUCUUGGUGUUGUUGUGCGUUCAUAUUACACUGUUGUCAACAAUUUAAAUUUCGCACAAAGAUUAUUAUUGCAUCAUUUUCAAAUUAAAAUGGCUGAAGAUCUAUUUAAAACCUUAAUUAAAGAAGGAGGUGUUGUUAAAAGAAAAGUUUCUGUUUUUAGCAAUAAAAUUACAAAAUUACAGGAAAGUCUUUUGAAUGAAGAAAAUAUUUCAGAACAAACUAUUAUUGAAUUAGAAGAUAGAAUCGGUCAGAUUAGUGA
This is a messenger RNA of Diorhabda sublineata, 3153 nucleotides long. RefSeq names its product GDP-Man:Man(3)GlcNAc(2)-PP-Dol alpha-1,2-mannosyltransferase. Lineage: Eukaryota; Metazoa; Arthropoda; Insecta; Coleoptera; Chrysomelidae. Gene Ontology annotation, molecular function: GDP-Man:Man(3)GlcNAc(2)-PP-Dol alpha-1,2-mannosyltransferase activity. Gene Ontology annotation, cellular component: endoplasmic reticulum membrane. The coding region runs from base 288 to 1736 and encodes 482 amino acids. The record is from RefSeq and is a predicted model, not a curated record. Gene Ontology annotation, biological process: protein N-linked glycosylation. The transcript is spliced from 5 exons.